Molecule: messenger RNA, 4403 nt
Organism: Poecilia latipinna (sailfin molly)
Lineage: Eukaryota; Metazoa; Chordata; Actinopteri; Cyprinodontiformes; Poeciliidae
Product: membrane protein FAM159A-like
Exons: 3
Coding region: 80-586 (168 amino acids)
Source: RefSeq, a predicted model, not a curated record
CCAAGCCUCAGCAGCUGGAUCAGGGCGGAAUGAGAGCAGUCUGUUCCCGCUGGCCGGCUGCGCGUCCUGUGCGCCUGACAUGAGCGCGGUGUGCGAGAGUUACCACUCCAGGGAAAAGGUGUUCGUGGACAGCUUCACGUGUCCGAAGGCGGGGGGCGAGUCCACAGCGGUGUUCUGCUGCGGCUUCAGUGACUUGAAGUACUGCUGUGAUGACCCGAACAGCUUCUUCCCCUACGAGUAUGGAUACAUGUGGUGGCUGAGCCUCGGAGCUCUUGUGGGUCUCUCCGUUGCAGCUGUGGUCCUGCUUGCUUUCGUCAUCACUCUGUGCGUCCUCUGCUACCUGUUUGUCACCACCAAACCCAGAGGUCUGGACAGCGGACUGCCCCUUCGAGCACCAGACGCCAUCAUCAGUCAACAAGGAGCCGGAGCCAGCCACAGCAGCGCUCCUGCUGGCCCACAAGGCCUCAGGAAACACUUUGUAAGAGGCAAGCUAGACUGUGACAACCAGCAGCCAGACCCCGACCGCCUUUUCCAGCGCUGCUUCAUGGCCACUGUCACAUCCAUCAACGUGGAGAACCCUACAUAGGACGACACGUUUUUCUAAAUUUUGGAUUUGUGUUAAUGUCUUUUUCUUCUCUGCCCCUAUAGUUUAAUCUGAGUUGUUGUUUGUAUUUUAUCAACAAAUACAUUAUCAUUAUUUAAUUCAACAGAACCAAACUGCAAGUGCAAACAUUUUAUUGUGGCCCCCAUCUGUGGGAAAACCUCAAUUGCAAGUCAGAUUUUUGACAGUUAACGUUUAAUAUUUGAGCUUUAGUUUUAUAGCUGUUUAAUUAGUUAACAUUGAAGUAAGUGUUUCUAUUGUAUCUGUCUUGAUAAAAAAAAAAGGAAGCUAUACUGCCCAUAACAAUGAACAAAAAUAAUUGAAAUUCCGGUGGAGUUUGUCAGAACUAAACAGGCGGAUGGAAAGCUUUUCUGGGAUUGCUUUUUAAAACCAGUGUGUUUGCCCUUAUUUGGGUGUGUGAUUUACUUCAUGUCCUUAAUUAUUUGUACUUUUAUUUAGAAAAAAAACAAUGUGAGCAGUGAAGGCUGUUUAUCACCAUCUAUCCUGUAAUUUUACAUAUUCUGCUCUAGAAAUCCAGAUUCAUUUCCCUAAAAGCUGUCAGUAUUCUUCGAGAUCUGAAUAGAUUUUAUAAUCACAGUCCAUUAGCACAUCAUGCUCGUCUUUUCUCUUGCAUCAUUUACACAGGCGUACAUAUUUAGCUCAACAGUACCAACAUUAACACCAUUCUAAUGUCAUGUGUGUAUUUUUAGUUCUAUUUUUAAGGAUUCAGGGAUGAUAGUGUUUCUCUGUAUAGCCCUGGUAUCAAAGGAGGAAAACCUUUACAACCUGAAGAUGUCAAAAUUUGUUUUUUGGUCAUAUUGGGAUACAUUUAUGGGGGAAAUGAGGAUUGAAAGCACAUAUUUUGAUGAUUAAACUGUCUAAUAUCUUUACAGUUCUAGAAAAACCACAACAUGCAAUUUGUUAGGGCACCUUGGGUUUCAAAAAUACACUCAUAAAGGUUAAGCACACAAUAGCUUGGUGGAAUGAAAUGAGUGAAACAAUAUUUGUCUGUUGUGAGGAUUAUUAAUAUCAGAUCAAAUAAGUAAUAGGUGGCACCACCUCCACCUUGGAUACAGGUGAUGAUGUUAUCAGAGUGUUGUCAUGCAGCCAUUCUAUUCUACACUCUGUUGGCACAGCUGUUGUAAUCGUGUGCCAGAUUAUCACCAACUCUAAUCUAACUCUAUGUCAAUUUCUAUACGUUCCUCAGUGGAACGAUACGGUUCUCCCUCUUAACAAUAUUGGCGGGACUGAUCCUCUUUUGCAUCUUCGCAGACUGCAUUCACAGCCGGAAAAUCCAACUUUUUCACGGCAGUCUGAACAGUCCAUUUCUGAUCUUUUCUCCCUCUAAAAAAUCUGUGUAUGUAUUACAUAUAGAACACAAGUAGAACACAGAUACACUAUGAAAAUAAGCAAACAUAUUUCCAUUGCACCUGCAGUCUAAAACUGUUCUGUUUUUAAUCCCACUUUUACAUUAGACAUUCUGAAGAAGCCAGAUGCUGUAAAUCUGGACCUAAGCAAUGUUUAAACUUAUGUCUACACGUACUUGUAUCGAGUUUUCGUAAGUGUUUCUGCUCUAGUCAGUCAAACUUAUAUUUCAAAACUGUAAGUAACUAAAUUAUUUGGUUUUAAUAGAUAUGUAGUUUAAUGAUAUGUGGUAAAGACCCUCCUUUAGGGGUCUUUGUUAAAUGUUAAGCAUUUGUCACUCUCUCAGCUCAAACUGUAAGUGCCAAGCAGACCAUUUUUCUUCUGCUAAUAUUAAAGUGGUUGCUGAAAAGUGAAGGAAAAAAAUGAAGCGUAAAUUCCAUUGCCAAUUCUUUGAAGCAUUAGUAAUCCUGCUGAAAAGUUCUGCUGAAAAAGCCAAUUUACAAACUCCAAUCACGUUGCACAUGGCCAUAAUAGACCAGUUCCCCCGACACAAAGUAUUUAAAGAAUUAAGUUUUAUUUAAGUUUUGGCUGAUUGGUGUAGCAAGCUAACUAUACAUUUCCAUUGUCAUCUGUCCCAGUUCUAAAUGUGGACUUAAUCAGAAUUAGAUGUAUGAGUAUCAUUUGAGUGUCUUCACUGCUCACAGGCAUUUCACCAAGGAUAUUAUAAAAUAGGGUAAGCACAUUUCAACAAACUGAUUUUGUUGAAAUGUGCUUUCAACAAAAUCAGGAGAAAGCACAACUGAGGGCCCAUUUUUUUGGGCCCUCAAAAAUGAACAGACUGAUACUACUGAUAAAUUGAGCAACACAGAAUUGCAGGGAUUUGAUCCUUUUGAACUGGCUGUUUUCACAAAUGUUUACCAGUUCACGUCAUUCAUACAAAUGGGGCUCUUCUUUAUAGAUAGACCAGUGGCAGCUAUCUAAGAUUGAACUCACGCUGAGGGAAAUGUAAGUAUUAAAAGGUUAUUAUGGCUGCUAAAUAUUUAUCUGUGUGGCGUCUUGUUGUAUAAGCUUAUCACUGUUGCUUUUGUUCAGAUAGGAAAAUGUUUUUCACGCCUUUUUAAACCUGAAUGUACAUUCACAUUGUAGUUUUUGGCUGUUGAAUCAAGAAUAGAAAACUACUCACCAAUAUAGAAGAAUAUGAUGGAAUGAAGUUAAGUGCCUCAAUGCGUUCUCUAAAUCUCUUCGCUGUGGAUGCACACGGUUUUCAGUUAUGUACACUCAUGGCUGAAAACCAAGAUUUGGUUCUUUGUUGUUGGCUUUUUGACCAAAGAAUGUCAGGCGUCUAUUUCAGAUCUCAGGAACUUGCGUCAAUACCUAAAAAUAAGCAGAAAAUGUCUCCUGAACUUUGGCGAUUGUCUGUUUUUAGCAGCAUAGAAGAAGAAAUGGCUUUAUGUGACAUAAGUUGUACAGUGAAGGUAAAAAUAUGAGCUGUAACACAUGCUAGCAAAGUGAUUUUGUGUCUUGGGCUAAUAAGCAAACAAGCUAGUACUGCUUUGUGAGCCUCCAACCAUCCUGUUAGCAUUUGGCUCAAAGGAAAACUGCGCCUAUGAACAGAAAUAGUACAAAUCACUUCCAAAUUAGUUUUCGUCUUUUAAACAAACAAAUUAUUAAGUUCUGCUUUACUUAGCUAUUUAUAGCACCAUUUAGUUCCUUCGUGUUACUAUUCUCCUCAUUUCUAUUUUAAUUUCAUACCCAUUAACAGACCAUUUCAGACAGGUAAUGUCCAUUUGGAAUACACAAAUGUGAGAUUUGUGUAUUCCAUAAAAAUACACAAAUCUCACCUACUGUUAUUUUCAUGUUAUUUUCUGAAAACAUUGUAUUAAACACUUUUUCCAUUCAUUUUGGUUCUGACCCACAGUCUCACCCCAUAUAAGAUAUACAGAACUCUAGGCAACCUCACAGAACAACAUUUCCUCCCAGAACACCGAGUGGAAUGUAGAAAGCUAAUUAAAUAAAUAACUUUUUGCCAAACAGCAGAUACAAAGUGUUCCAUCAGUGGGUACAAACUGAUGUAUGAUUGGUAAAACUCAUCUCAUGGUUUACGAAUUGAUUUUAGAUUUGAAAAGACAGGUACAGGAAAACCAAAAACCUCAAUGUGAUUAAGGUGCAGGUGAGGCUGUGCUUCGUUUCUAAACAUAAACACUACAUCGGCUUUUAUCUGAAGAAAUGUGCAUUAUUGAAUGUCACAUACAUAAGAUCUAAUCCAAAGUUAGUACUGUUAUGCAAAGCUGAGAUCCUUCAGUAACUUCAACCUUUCACACAAGCAUGGGCCAUGAAACAUGUCACUGUAAUAUGGAUCUUUUUUUGCCAAAUUAUAAAGUUUAUUUGAUAGGGACAGACACACAUCGACAUAGACAAACUGAAUAAAACAGCAGUC